Messenger RNA from Rana temporaria (common frog), 3185 nucleotides. RefSeq lists its product as uncharacterized. Bases 783 to 3185 code for a protein of 800 amino acids. The transcript is spliced from 3 exons. The record is from RefSeq and is a predicted model, not a curated record. Lineage: Eukaryota; Metazoa; Chordata; Amphibia; Anura; Ranidae.
AUCAAAUCAGCUAGGUCAAUCUCAAGGAGAUGCAGAUAUGGGGAUGAAGUUGUACAUUCUAUUUCUAAAGUUGAACAUGACAGAGUUAUGGGUGGAGUUGUGAGUUCGCUUUGGUUUAAACCAUAUUAAGCAUCCUUUUGAGAAAAGGCGUUACCAUGUAUUUAGCUGACAUAUGGGUUUUUAUAGUAUAAAGAGAGAGUUUAAACUGACAUAGGACACACUUACACACUCACCCACCAUUCGCAACACAUACACUUCAGAAGGACAGCAAGGACACUUUGUUUACUUAAGGCCUACACUCAAGCUUACCUCACAAACAGCUGUUCGAAGCUGACACUUCUCACACCACUGAAGCUAGACGAAGGAACUUUUACUAUGCUAUUCUUUAAGCUUAUACCUAACUAAUAUUCUGUUAUUACUACAACAAGCUGUAUGAAGAUUUGAACUUUGUAUGUAUUUACAAGUUGAUGCCAAGUGAGAUGCUAAUAAAACUCAUACUUUGAGUAAGCCCGGCUAUUUGAACUUUUGAAAGAAACGUCCUGCGAAAGAAGCUGUUGACAUAACACGUGUCUAAUUUAACUCUUCUUCAAUGGCGAGCCAGCUCAUUAAUCGGUUUUCCUAACACCUUGCCACAAGAGGGGGAAGAGACCCAUUCAUGAGUUCUCAAGUCGCAGGAAAACUCCGAUUAUAGAAUCUAGAAAGGACGUUUGCUCUUCAUCCUACAAGGACAAAAGAUUCAAGGAACCAAGCCGGCUAAGACGUGAAAUCCCACGACUAACGAUAUGGCAUCUGAUAACCAAACAUGGAGGAACACAAAACUCCAAGAAGAAAUAAAAGAAAAUUGGAAAGCAAGAAAAUACACAAAAAGGAGAAAAUUCAUUAUCUCAGGACUCCUUUUUCCAUUAAUGACAUUUUUCUUCAUAAAAACUUACUUGACUUUUUCCAGUUCAGCAGAAGAUAACAAGACUGAGACCCUGCAUAAAAGAGACUUGCAGCUAUCCAGAAAUAAGAGACACUUUCCAAGAUACAGUGACUUUGACACAAGCAAUGACAUAUAUGGAUACGCUUGCAUAGGAUAUGGAGUUACUUGUUGCAUGAGUUUUUACUUUUUCCAUAGCAACACCAUUGAAAUUCACGCCAGAAUAGAAUCCAAGACAAAGUUCACAAAAAUGCAAGGAUCAUAUGUACAUAGUAAUACAACUGGUACAUAUGAGUGUAAUCUAACAGAUAUGGGAUUCUGGGUUAUAGUUAUAAAAGGAAAUGAGACUACAGCUUGGACUGGGGAUGUAACUAAUGUUAAGGUACAUACUCCUUCUGUGGGAGGAUCCAAAACUGAUAUUUGGUUUCAAACACAAUAUUAUUUACAGUUUGUAGAUCCUGAACAUUUACAAAUUACAGGAGAUGAAAAAGGAGAUGUAACUCGAGUAUGGGAUUUUCAAAUGACAAGAAGUUUAGCUCAAGUCAAAGUGAAGGUGAUGAUUACUGUUGUGGAUUUAAUUAUUCCAGACAUAAAAGUAUCGCCACAAUCUCUUAAAAUAGAAGAAGGAAAGGAUAAUUUAACUUUGAUGUGUACUACGCAAAUAGAAUUACCUCAGAAUUCACUAUUAACCUGGAAGAGAAAUAGUGAGUUGUUGGGCAGUCUUUUCUAUAGCUCAGCUAGCAUAAUUCGUAAGGGCAAUUUUGGUAAUUUGGAUUGGAAGAAUAAUAGUUUGAUUUUUCAUCACACUAAUCCAAAUCUAAAUGACUCAGGUAUAUAUGAGUGUUGCCUAUCAUUGGAAAAUUAUCCUAUGAAAUGUGAUAUUGCAAAUGUUGCAGUUUUAUCCCCUGAAAAAACGAAAUGUACUAACGGAAAAUUUAUUCCCGCCAGUCCUUUUCAAAUUAAUCAUUUCCAAUCCAGACAUCUUUUAAGAGAAGGACGCUUUGUGAUUAUACUUUGGAAAUUUAACAUUUCUGAAUGGAAAAUUUCAUCAAGGUAUCCUCAGUGUCAAGAGUAUCUAGUUAAUAUGGAAUUGGGUAUUGAUAAAUGGUUUGGAACUAAUAGUAAAAACAACAGCAGGAAUAAACGAGGUAUUGCAGAAGGAAUCCUCGGAGGAAUUGGAAUUGUUGGAAGUAUUACCAAUAGUAUGGAUAUUACUACAUUAAAAUCUGAUCUAGAAACAUCAGGUUUAGUGGGAAGUAAAAGUAUCAAAGUUCAGAGAAAUUUAAACCAAAUAUUAGAAAAUAUGGUAAUGAAGACAGCUAUGGUUAUAGGUCCAUCUAUUAUCCAUUUACAAAAUAUUACUUUGGAUUUAAUGAAAAGUGAACAACAUUCCCACAUAGCCAGAACGUGUCUAGAGAUACAGACAGAGUAUUCCACCAAUUUUAAAAUAACAGCUCAAGCAUUCCAAAGUGGAAUAACUCCUUUAGGAGUUUUACAAAGUUUACCUAAUGAGUAUGUAUUUGCAAAGAAUCAUACAGAUUUAUGGGUAAAUAAAUGGGUAGGAUGUAAUCAGCAUGAAUGCUUUAGUACCUCAAUGAUUCCUAUAGCUGGAAGAGAACAAAUGUUGGUUCCAAUUACAGUCUUAGGAUUGCCAGUAAGUGAUACUCAAUUGUUAUAUUAUCAAUUGCAGUAUACAGAUUUUGCUUUGGAUAGUAAUUUUUCAGAACCAGAACAACUUGACCUAUCUUCAUGUUUACAUUUUCAAUCUAAAAUAAUCUGUUUGCCUAAGCAGGACAAAGGAAUUUUUCAUUCUUGUUUUCAUAAUCAUUCAUUAUGUACCGCGAGAAUAGAAAAAGUAAAAACAGCUUUUGACUUAGUUACUUCUGUAGGUAAAAAGAAGGUUUGUUUUCAAGUUAUGACUAGCACUGAAACAGUUAAAGCUUUUUUCCUAUCCUGUACACAAACAGAAAUCCUGAAACGAGGAUUAUAUUGUAUAGACGGAGACCUUACAGGAAUCAGUAUAAAUGGAAUUAGAGUCAAUUUGACUAAUAUUCUUAUGAGAGAUGUGGGUGCUCUUCCUGUACAAUAUAAUAUAUCUCAAGUAGAUGAAUUCCCAUGGAAAGAAUGGGCAGACAUCAUACAAAAGGAUAAGGGCUUAUUAAUUGCUUUAUCUGAAGAACUUCAUAAAGCAGAUAUAGUAUUUAAGCAUGAGCAAGGAAAGUUAAAAACUUCAGAUUUACAAAGAAACAGAAAAGAAGACAAUUAG